AAAAUAUCUUAUUUUAAUUAUUAUAUAAAAAUAUUACUUUUUAUUGAUAUUAAAGACAAAAAGUUGCCUUUAUCUGCUAGAAAACCAAUUUCUUUUUGUAAUUUGUUAAUUUCAAUAAACAAGAUAAAACGCCCAAGUGUGGACAGAUCUCUGAUUCAAGUGUUGCACAGGAGUGUAGCCCUCCUCGCGCAGUGCAUCCCUCCUGCUUCUUCAUUCUCCUGUUCAGUCUUGUAGUUGUAGCUGAUGUUCGCGCGGAAUAUGUCUUGCUUGCUGCCGUUGUGUUGCAGUGCUGCCCACUAGCUUGUUGCCGGGUUUACCAGCCUGCUGCUUGUUUUUUUUUUUUUUUUUUUUUUGUUUUGUUUUUGGGGUUGGCUCAACCCUGGCUCCUGUCUCGGAUCAAAGAUGAUUUCACUUUCACCUUGUUUGUUCUAACUUCUACCUUUUAGCGAAAAGGCAGAAUUUCACAAAACCAAUCAAACACUUGGCGAUUCUCUGUUUCUCGAUUACAAUUUCCCACUCUAUGCCCAAAAUGAAAGACACCAUAGUAAUGUUCCCCAGUCCAGAAAUAAGCCAUCUUAUCUCCAUGGUCGAGCUUGGCAAGCUAAUUCUCCACCACCACCCGCAGUACUCUGUCACUAUCCUCCUUACAACCGGACUUGUUGACCCAACAACAAUGACGCCUUACAUCAACCGCAUUUCCCAAGCAAACCCUUCCAUCGUCUUCCACCAACUCCCCUUCCUCCCUACCCCACCUGACAAAUCUCCCCUUCGCAGCCACUUGGCCAUCCUCUUCGAGUCUCUCCGUAUGUACACCCCAAACGUCCGCAAUGCGCUGCAGUCUAUCUCCCUUUCCUCCACCAUCCAAUCCUUCAUCAUCGGCAUCUUUUGCUUCUCCUCCUUUGAUGUUGGUUCUCAUUUUCAGAUCCCCACUUACUUCUUCUACUCUUCUGCUGUUGUUUCCCUUGCUCCUAUCCUCUACUUCCCUAUCCUCCACUCUCAGACCUCCCAAAACUUCAAAGACCUUACCACCACUUAUCUCGACAUCCCAGGUGUUCCUCGCAUCCGUGGAUCUCACAUGGGGGAGGCCGUAGUCAACCGUGCUGAUCCAGCCUACUAUGAAUUCUUAGACUUAGCAACUCAUCUCCCUAAAUCAAAGGGAAUCAUAUCAAACACUUUUGAGUCACUAGAGCCAAUACCCAUUAAAGCAACUGCUGAUGGGGCCUGCAUACCCCACGCUCCGACCCCACCAGUUUACUGUAUAGGACCAUUGAUUGCCGAUGGAGAAGUAACCAUGAAGUCUGGACAUGAGUGUUUGUCGUGGCUCAAUGCACAACCUAGUCGAAGCGUUGUAUUUUUGUGUUUUGGUAGCCGAGGUGUCUUCUCGGCACUUCAAUUGAAGGAGAUCGCUCAUGGGUUGGAGAAAAGUGGCCAGAGGUUCUUGUGGGUAGUGAAGUCUCCGCCACCUACUGAGAAGGAGAAGACAUUGGGCUUCUCGAGCUUGGCAUCAAAGGAGCUAGAGUUGGAUUCUCUACUGCCUGAAGGGUUCUUGAAUCGGACAAGAGACAGGGGGCUGGUUGUGAAGUCAUGGGCACCCCAAGCGGCCAUAUUGAAUCGGGAAUCAGUGGGUGGGUUUGUCACUCAUUGUGGAUGGAGCUCAGUAUUGGAAGCGAUUUGUGCCGGAGUGCCGAUGCUGGCAUGGCCUCUCUAUGCAGAACAACAUAUAAACAAGGCCGGAUUAGUGGAGGAUAUGAAGCUUGCAAUGCCGAUGGAGCAAGCGGAGAAUGGAUUCGUGAGUGCAAUCGAGGUCGAGAAGAGAGUGAGGGCCUUGAUGGAGUCGGAAGAUGGAAAAACACUCAGAGAGCAGAGUCGGAAGAUGAGAGAGAAUGCACAGGUUGCUUUAGCCAAAGGGGGAUCGUCUGUCGAGGCCCUUCGUAAACUGGUGGAAUCAUGGAACCCAAAUUGAAAUAACUUUUUUGUUCGCAUAAGCAACCCCAAAGAUGACCAAUGUAGGGAAAUUUUGUUUUGAAGUGCAUGGACUGCUAGUUGAGAAUCCAAGCAGACCAAGAUAUUCUUUUUUCCCAGUUGAAGCACUUGAUGGAUUCCUUGACGCAUAGCAAAAAAGCUCGGCUUCCUCUACUGAUUUCAAACACUUCCGUCCUCUUGUGAUUUGAAUACAUUCCAGCUAGUUGUUUAUGAGGAUAGUAUCAUAACAAAACAAAGUAUGGGUAAUUUUCCCUGCAUCCGUGAAUAUGAUACAAUUAGUGUUUGAAU
Molecule: messenger RNA, 2271 nt
Organism: Nelumbo nucifera (sacred lotus)
Lineage: Eukaryota; Viridiplantae; Streptophyta; Magnoliopsida; Proteales; Nelumbonaceae
Product: UDP-glycosyltransferase 88F5-like
Molecular function (GO): UDP-glucosyltransferase activity
Source: RefSeq, a predicted model, not a curated record